AUGAAGAAAUGGGCUAGUAUGGACUCAAGGGAAUCUGAGGACUCACCCCAAGAGGACUACAGCUUGGAUCCCUCAGAAAUGGAUGCUAACUCUAAGACACCUCCAGCCAAGCCCCACGUUUUCUCUGUGAGCAAGAGCCGUACUCGGCUCUUUGGGAAGAGUGACUUGGAGGAGUCAUCACCUAUGGAUUGCUCUUACGAGGAAGGCAAGCCAGCUCCCUGCCCGACCAUCACAGUCAGCUCUGUGGUCAGUGGUCCAAGGCCUGGGGACGGUCCCACCUGCACCAGGCAGCUGUCCCAGGACUCCAUCCCCUCCAGUGCUGAGAAGCCGCCCAGGCUCUACGAUCGGAGGAGCAUCUUCGAUGCUGUCGCUCAGAACAACUGCCAGGAGCUGGACAGCCUGCUGCCUUUCCUGCAGAAGAGCAAGAAAUGCCUCACUGACACUGAGUUCAAAGACCCCGAAACAGGGAAGACCUGCCUGCUGAAAGCCAUGCUCAACCUGCACAACGGGCAGAACGACACCAUCUCUCUGCUCCUGGACAUUGCCCGGCAGACUGACAGCUUGAAGGAGUUUGUCAACGCCAGCUACACGGACAGCUACUACAGGGGCCAGACUGCGCUGCACAUUGCCAUUGAGAGGCGGAAUAUGGCAUUGGUGACCCUCCUGGUAGAGAACGGAGCUGAUGUCCAGGCUGCAGCCAAUGGGGACUUCUUUAAGAAAACCAAAGGGCGGCCUGGCUUCUACUUUGGCGAGCUGCCCCUCUCCCUGGCUGCAUGUACCAACCAGCUGGCCAUCGUGAAGUUCUUGCUGCAGAACUCCUGGCAACCAGCAGACAUCAGUGCCAGGGACUCCGUGGGCAACACGGUACUGCACGCGCUGGUGGAGGUGGCUGACAACACGGCCGACAACACCAAGUUUGUGACAAGCAUGUACAACGAGAUUCUGAUCCUGGGAGCCAAACUCUACCCUACACUGAAGCUGGAGGAACUCACCAACAAGAAGGGGUUCACGCCCCUGGCUCUGGCUGCCAGCACUGGGAAGAUUGGGGUCUUGGCCUAUAUCCUGCAGAGGGAGAUCCCAGAACCUGAGUGCAGACACCUGUCCAGGAAGUUCACGGAGUGGGCCUAUGGACCUGUGCACUCCUCGUUGUAUGACCUGUCCUGCAUUGAUACCUGCGAGAAGAACUCAGUGCUGGAGGUGAUCGCCUACAGCAGCAGCGAGACCCCUAAUCGCCAUGACAUGCUCCUGGUGGAGCCUUUGAACCGACUUCUACAGGACAAGUGGGACAGAUUCGUCAAGCGCAUCUUCUACUUCAACUUCUUCAUCUACUGUUUGUAUAUGAUCAUCUUCACCAUGGCCGCCUACUAUAGGCCGGUGGAUGGCUUGCCUCCCUAUAAGAUGAAAAACACGGUUGGAGACUAUUUCCGAGUCACUGGAGAGAUUUUGUCUGUGAUAGGAGGAUUCCACUUUUUUUUCCGAGGGAUUCAAUAUUUCCUCCAGAGGAGGCCAUCCAUGAAGACCUUGUUUGUGGACAGCUACAGCGAGAUACUUUUCUUUGUGCAGUCCCUGUUCAUACUGGCAUCCGUGGUGCUGUACUUCAGCCACCGCAAGGAGUAUGUGGCUUGCAUGGUGUUCUCUCUGGCCAUGGGCUGGACCAACAUGCUCUACUACACCCGCGGCUUCCAGCAGAUGGGCAUCUAUGCCGUCAUGAUUGAAAAGAUGAUCCUGAGAGACCUGUGCCGAUUCAUGUUUGUCUACCUAGUUUUCCUGUUUGGGUUUUCCACAGCGGUGGUGACACUGAUUGAGGAUGGGAAGAAUGACUCCUUGGUGAGUGAGGCACACCGCUGGCGGGGACCUGGCUGCAAGCCGAUGAGCAACUCCUACAACAGCCUGUACUCCACGUGCCUGGAGCUGUUCAAGUUCACCAUUGGUAUGGGAGACCUGGAGUUUACUCAGAACUACGACUUCAAGGCCGUCUUCAUCAUCCUGUUACUGGCCUACGUGAUUCUUACUUACAUUCUCCUGCUCAACAUGCUCAUCGCUCUCAUGGGUGAGACCGUCAAUAAGAUUGCACAGGAGAGCAAGAACAUCUGGAAACUGCAGAGAGCCAUCACCAUCCUGGAUACGGAGAAGAGCUUCCUGAAGUGCAUGAGAAAGGCCUUCCGGUCAGGCAAGCUGCUGCAGGUGGGGUACACCCCUGAUGGCAAGGAUGACUACCGCUGGUGCUUCAGGGUGGAUGAGGUGAACUGGACUACUUGGAACACCAAUGUGGGCAUCAUCAAUGAGGACCCAGGCAACUGUGAGGGUGUCAAGCGCACCCUGAGCUUCUCCCUGAGGUCAGGCCGAGUUUCAGGGAGAAACUGGAAGAACUUUGCCCUGGUUCCCCUUUUAAGGGAUGCAAGUACUCGAGACAGGCACGCUACCCAGCCUGAAGAAGUUCAUCUGAAGCACUUCUCAGGGUCCCUUAAGCCAGAGGAUGCCGAGGUCUUUAAGGAUUCCAUGGCUCCAGGGGAGAAGUGAGGGGCCCCAUGUGGGUGCUCUCCAUGCUGGACCUUUGGAUGCCUGACUGCCAUUGGGAAGCUGUUCAGGAAACACCAGUGCCCUGUCUGCAGCCUGG
This is a messenger RNA of Chinchilla lanigera (long-tailed chinchilla), 2617 nucleotides long. It is a transcript of the gene Trpv1, whose product is annotated as transient receptor potential cation channel, subfamily V, member 1. Gene Ontology annotation, molecular function: protein binding; calcium channel activity. Gene Ontology annotation, biological process: calcium ion import across plasma membrane. The transcript has 15 exons. Gene Ontology annotation, cellular component: membrane. The record is from RefSeq and is a predicted model, not a curated record. NCBI's taxonomy places the organism in Eukaryota, Metazoa, Chordata, Mammalia, Rodentia, Chinchillidae. The coding region runs from base 1 to 2520 and encodes 839 amino acids.